AUGCUUGGCAAGCGGUUGUCCACGGAGCGGUUCCUAGGAGGCCUCGAGGGAAAUCGAGUUAGGAGUCGAUUAGCCCGGUAUCAUUACGGCAUCGUCACACAGGUCAAAUAUGAGCGAGGCCAUCACUCCAAAUCCCAAAGAAUAUGGUGCAAAUUGGAAGAAUGUUGGAAAGUUGACGGCAUAAUGGAGUGGGAACAUCCCCUUUCGGAGAGCAAACCUAUCCGCAAAAGCUUCUACACCACACGGCGUUGUGACAAAGAUCUGACUAUGAAAAAGAAAUUAUAUUCCUCGGGCUCAACAGUUGCACCAACCCGAAUGGGCAAUGAUGUCAGCAAACUUUGCGAAUUUCGAGCCGAUCUUAAUGCUGUGCCAAAGCAGUUAUUUGAAAGACACACUAAUAGCAAAGGAAUAUCAUACUACAAAAUACGCUAUGAUCUUGUGAUUAUUCCCACUUCCGGCUACAUGUACUAUCAACAAGAGCUCAACGGAGUAUCUUACGGCAGAGUACGAGCAGAGUAUUAA
This is a messenger RNA of Talaromyces marneffei, 522 nucleotides long. RefSeq lists its product as uncharacterized. Bases 1 to 522 code for a protein of 173 amino acids. The transcript has 5 exons. Lineage: Eukaryota; Fungi; Ascomycota; Eurotiomycetes; Eurotiales; Trichocomaceae. The record is from RefSeq and is a predicted model, not a curated record.